Molecule: messenger RNA, 1065 nt
Organism: Grosmannia clavigera kw1407
Lineage: Eukaryota; Fungi; Ascomycota; Sordariomycetes; Ophiostomatales; Ophiostomataceae
Product: thump domain containing protein
Exons: 5
Coding region: 1-1065 (354 amino acids)
Biological process (GO): tRNA modification
Molecular function (GO): RNA binding
Source: RefSeq, a predicted model, not a curated record
AUGGACGCCGACUCCAGCAAAAGAAAAGGACCGCCGUCUGGCACGUCUCGGAAUUUUAAGAGAAAAAAGAGCGGCAAUGAUGGCAAGUGGAAGACUCCGCACCAGGCCCGCGUCAAGCCUCUGAAUAUCCAGCGCGGAAACGUCGAGCCCGGCGAUGUGGGCGUCUGGGUGACCUGUGCCAGGGGCAUGGAGGGUAAGGCAGCAAGGGAGCUGCAGCUCCUAUUUGACGAGUACGCGGAAAAGCUGUACGGCAUUCAGCCGCCCGAUGAUGCAUGGUCGGCCGCGGCCAGCGGCCCUGAUCCUGAGGGAGACGGCUCUGCUGGUGGCGAGGAGGAGCCGGUGGAAGAGGACAUUGAGUCGUUGGUGCAGAGGGAGAUCGCGUCGCUCAAGUCAAAUGCGUCGUCGCCGAGCCGCAUCUUCACGCCCGUACGUCUCAAUGUCGAAUGUCUCCUGUUCACGAAAACACGGGCGCCGAUCGUGCCGGUCGAGCUCGCUUACCGGAUCUGCCGCGACGCCAAGCAGGACGCGGCGGCAAGCGACGACAGCCGGGUGGUGAGGACGACCAAGUACCUCAACCGGCUGACACCAAUCACGGCCAGCGGGCGGUCCAACGAAAAGGGGGUCGAGGAAGUCGCCCGCAAUGUGCUUCCGCAGUGGUUCAAGAUGUGCACCAGCCAGGGUGGAGAUGACGCGGCAAAGGACACGGUCGUGGACGCAGAGGCGAAGCCCGCUUACUCGUUUGCUAUUCGCCUGUCCAGCCGACACCACAACCAGCUCAAGCGAGACGGUGUGAUCCGCCAGAUCGCAUCGCUCAUUGACGAGGGGCACCACAAGGUCGACUUAAAUAAGCCGGACAAGGUGAUCUUGGUGGAAAUUUUCAAGACUACCCUCGGAAUGAGCGUUGUAGACGGUGACUGGGCGGAGCUCAAAAAGUACAACCUCUCGGAGAUCUACAACUUGCCGCUUAAGGGCAAACAGCCGGCAAAGGUUGGAGCAGACGCGCCGGAGACGAAGCCAGAGGCAGAGGGCGAAAAGGACGCGGCGGCGCCGUUGUGUGACACGUAG